CUCCACCUGAGAUAAUUUGAAAUUAACGCCAUCUAUUACAGAGAGGUCACUGCACUUCUCUCAUGCCGGUUUUGACAAUUAUCGAUUGGAUAUGACGACGGUGGCGCGACUACACGGUCUCUACUCUAUACGUCAUCGUCAUAUGCCAAUGCCAGAUGCCAUAAUCGAAACAAAUAUGGCCGCAUGGCUCGGUGACAGAGGUUCUUCCGAUAACCUCGUACAAAGUAAUAUCUUGGUGGAAGAUUUUAAUUUAACCAGUGAAUUAAUUAAUGAUUGCCAGUCUUUUGACGACAGUUUCAGUGAUUUUCAAGUGCACAAAGGAAUUAAAAGAGAAGUGGAAAACGUCGCAACUUCAGAAAAUAAAAUCUUAGUUACAGACUCUGGAGAAGCAUCAAGACACAAUGAAUCAAUAUCCGAGAAACAAAACAUUGAUAUACACAAAGCAAAUAUUGUUAAGACCAAAAGAAAAUUGGAGGAAAACAAUUCAGCAAGAUAUAAAUGUGAAUAUGAUGGAUGUGAAAGAACUUACAGCACAGUUGGUAACUUACGGACACACAUGAAAACACACAAAGGUGAUUAUAGAUUUGUAUGUCCAAUUCAAACUUGCAACAAGGCCUUCCUUACCUCAUACAGCCUGAAGAUUCACGUCCGAGCUCACACAAAAACUAAACCAUUUGUAUGUUCUAUUGGAAACUGUAAUAAAGCAUUCAAUACAUUAUACAGAUUAAAAGCCCACCAAAGACUACACAGCGGUGAUACAUUUAAUUGCGAGGAAGAUGGAUGUGCGAAGUAUUUUACAACGCUAAGUGAUCUUAAAAAACACAUUCGGACUCACACACAGGAGAGGCCAUACAAGUGCAGAACAGAUGGUUGUGGUAAAUCAUUCACGGCGUCGCAUCAUUUGAAGGCACACGGGCGGACGCACUCUGGCUCUCGAGCGAAAACCUCUGUUGGAAGUGGUAGAAACUUCAUCACGACGAUAAUAUCGAAACCUCUACUUGAUACUCAACAGAUCGAAGUCGAAACUCCCGCUGUAGAAAUUAUCGAGACCAACGAAUCAACCAAACCGACAAACGAUAGCAUGAAUUGGGACGGUCUCUUAGAAUCCUUCUCGAAAAUCACAACAGAUUCUAACUCAAAUGACGGCAGCUUAAACGAUAUGACCAUAUUAAACCAACUACCUAAUAAUAACGUUGAUAUAACAGAAUUGCUUUUAGGUAAUCCAACUAACAUCGUUAAAUUUAACGAAGCUGAUAAUAUAGCUGUAGAAUUAGAUUUUAACGAUCUAGACUUGCCUGAUAUCACUAAAAAAACUAAUAAUAACACAUGGGUUGAUGUUAAUAAUUUAAAACCUGUUAUUCCAAUAACAGAAGUAUCCAUAGACAACCAGAAAGUAGAAGUGAAAUCUAAUGCUAUUGAAUUAGCUUUAGCCAAUGAAAUAGAAGUACAAUCUCCUUGGGUUGAUGUUAGCGCAUUAGCUGCGUCUAUACAAAACACACCUGUGAGUAUAAAAGAGAAAGCACCAGAGAGUAUAUUCACUCUGGCAACAUUUGUUCCAACGCAUAUGCAAAGUUACAUAGAUUUGACUUCAGAAGUAGCACCUUCAGCAAAUAUUACAUCGCAAAAUUCAUUCGAUCUAGAUAGUCCAACUAUACUAGACGUUAGCCCCAAAGUAUUCAACGAUAGUGAACUAGUUUCUAAUUUCGAUUUUGGUACAACACCGAAACUUGAUACGGAAUUAGAUGUUUUUCUGAAAGAAACUGAUUUAUCUGAGGAUAGACUUUUGAAUACCCCUUCACCAUCAAGAGUUCAACAACAAAUAGAAAUUAAUCCAGCCAAUUCUGUACUAUUUAAUACAGAUUUGGCUUUAGAAGAUACAUUGCUAUUUGAUAAUGAACCACCAUCAGAUAUGUAUGUUGUGAGGACGGAAAAUAUAUUUGGUAAGAAACUUGUUAAAAGGAAUCCUUUGGAGCAAAUUGCAGCUGAUGUGGGCAUAUGUUCAUGCAGUAAUUGCAACUGCAAUCCAGAUGGUGAAUGUAGAAAUAAUUGUGGGGAUAAAUUUGCAAGUGAAACAGCUAAAUCUAACUGUCCAGAUGAUAAAUGUUCUUGCGUUGAUUGUAAAUGUAAUCACGCAGAAAUGAAAUGCGCAGUCGGAUGUGGAAAGGCAACCGAUACGAACCAUAACACAUUUCUGCAUUAUCACAGGAGACAUAAUAAUUCUAAUUUAGAAGAUUUAGGUGUUUAUACGUUGCACGAAUGCGAGCAAACACCAAAAAUGAACUUAGAUGAUUUUACUUGUUCGUGCCAAAGUGAAAAUAGUACAGGGUGUUGUAAAAAACCUAAUGAAUCUAUUGAUUUGUCAAGUGAUAAUUGUUGCAGUGUUAAAGAUAAGAAAAUGUGUUGUGUUACAAUAUGUUUUGAAAAGUUGGAAGCUUUCAAACAAUUUUUAUCGGAUAAUGAUUUUGUGGACGCUCUUAAAACGCACAAUUUUAGCUUAACAGGUCAUUAAUUAGUUGCUUUAAAAUAUUGCAUUUAAUGUUACUAAAAGUAUUACAUUGUACAAAAUGUCUCCCUUUCGCAAUUAACAAGU
This is a messenger RNA of Papilio machaon (common yellow swallowtail), 2590 nucleotides long. RefSeq lists its product as uncharacterized. Gene Ontology annotation, biological process: regulation of transcription by RNA polymerase II. Lineage: Eukaryota; Metazoa; Arthropoda; Insecta; Lepidoptera; Papilionidae. Bases 92 to 2509 code for a protein of 805 amino acids. Gene Ontology annotation, cellular component: nucleus. The transcript has 6 exons. The record is from RefSeq and is a predicted model, not a curated record.